CCCGCCGCCGGGCCGCUCUCGGCCGCCGUAGGCCACGUGAGGCGCGAUGGCCGCCAGCCGGUACCGGCGGUUCCUGAGGCUGUGCGAGGAGUGGCCGGUGGAGGACACGAAGCGGCAGCGGGACCUGGGCGCGUUCCUGCGGCAGCGCGUGGCGCAGGCCUUCCGCGACGGCGAGAACACGCACAUUGCUGACCCUGAGAACUGCGACCAAAUGUAUGAGAGCUUAGUCAGAAUCCACACCAACUACUACAAAAAUAAGUAUCCACGCCUGAAAGACACAAACUUCACAGGAGUGACAGUAGAAGAUUGCAAGAUGAUACUAGCAACAGACGUUCUGCAACAGAUGGAAGACAUGAAAAAAGGGAUGUGGAAAAAACUGCGAGAAAAGUUUUAUGCCAAGAAACCUGAGGAGGACUCCAAGUGAUAGGCCAGCUCCAAUUCUCCACUGUAUAUAUUCCUGAACACUGUACGUUGCCAUGAUGAAUAAAACCAUUUAUUCCUCUUA
Messenger RNA from Pezoporus occidentalis (night parrot), 505 nucleotides. Its product is annotated as ubiquinol-cytochrome c reductase complex assembly factor 2. The record is from RefSeq and is a predicted model, not a curated record. The coding region runs from base 47 to 424 and encodes 125 amino acids. Gene Ontology annotation, cellular component: mitochondrial matrix. The transcript is spliced from 4 exons. Lineage: Eukaryota; Metazoa; Chordata; Aves; Psittaciformes; Psittacidae. Gene Ontology annotation, biological process: mitochondrial respiratory chain complex III assembly.